UGCCCACAUAAGCGCGAGCACCAACAGAGAGACACACCCCACCGCAGGCGCACGAGCCGAACGAACCAGUUAGCAGAGAAGGAAGUCACAGAAAGAAAGAAUGGCACAACAAAGAGAACGACACCCCCCGACAUCGCGCUCCAAGCCGCCGCCGCCGGGCGAGGAGGAGGCGGGCGCGGUGCUCAAGCUGGGCGAGUUCGAGGACGUCGACACGCUGACGCUGUCCGAGGCGUCGCUGGUCAUCAACGCGCUCAUGGCGAAACGGCGGAAAGACCGCAAAGACCGCAACGAGACCGACGUGCUCAAGAAGACGCUCGACUACCUGGACGCGUUUGCACGCUUCAAGCAAAAGGAGAACGUCGAGGCUGUUGAGAGGCUGCUCAGUGCUCAUGCGAAGCAGUUGACCAAGUUUGAGAGGGCGCAGAUUGGUAAAUUCUUGUCCCUGGUCCCUGGUCCCCAUCCCCGUUUUGGCCUUUGAAGAGGAGGGGUUGUGGUGCGGUGUGCACAUGAGAUGGGGCAUGGAACCUGGGCUGACUCUUACUGUGUCUUAGGUUCCCUCUGCUGUGACGGCGCCGAUGAGUGCAAGACUUUGAUACCCUCCCUGCAGGACAAGAUCAGCGACGAAGAUCUGCAGGAGCUUCUCAACGAGAUGGGCAAGCUCAUGAGCAC
Molecule: messenger RNA, 669 nt
Organism: Canariomyces notabilis
Lineage: Eukaryota; Fungi; Ascomycota; Sordariomycetes; Sordariales; Chaetomiaceae
Exons: 1
Coding region: 101-478 (125 amino acids)
Biological process (GO): transcription initiation at RNA polymerase II promoter
Cellular component (GO): RNA polymerase II, core complex
Molecular function (GO): translation initiation factor binding; nucleotide binding
Source: RefSeq, a predicted model, not a curated record